CUCUGUAACAAAAUAGCAAAGCUCCGGAUGUUCCGCAGCCCCGGGCGCUCACAGGUGGAGGGUCCCGGGGCCUAGGACGGUGCGCCGGAGCGGGAGGCGCCGGCAGGCCGUGGAGAGGCCGGGUCUAGAGCCGCGAGGCGCGCGGGGGUGGGCGCUGCAGCCGCGGGUUGUUUAUCUGGAGUACGGAGGGGAGGGGGGAGCCUGGAAACCGCCCCGUGUCCCAUUUCCUCCUCUUGUUUUCGCUCCGGAUUCUCCAUGUUGGACCCAAACUGAGGAGCCCGGAGCUGCCGCCGGGGGAUCGGGGCCGGGGGCACCCGGGGGAGCCGCUGCCCGGGCCGCCCGCGCUCCGUACAGGGCGCCUCCCUUACCGGCCCAGGGAGGGAACGAGAGCAGGGAUGUGAACGGCUGUGGGAGUCGGAGUCUCGGGAGCCGGAGCGGGCCCCCGCCCAGGCCCCCUAGCCCAGCCCAGCCCAGCCUGCGCGCCCGCCGGUCCUCCCGCCCAGCCAGCCCGGGCCCGCGGGAUUGUUAGAUGGAACACGGCUCCAUCAUCACCCAGGCGCGGAGGGAAGACGCCCUGGUGCUCACCAAGCAAGGCCUGGUCUCCAAGUCCUCUCCUAAGAAGCCUCGUGGACGGAACAUCUUCAAGGCCCUUUUCUGCUGUUUUCGUGCCCAGCAUGUUGGCCAGUCAAGCUCCUCCACUGAGCUCUCUGCGUACAAGGAGGAAGCCAAUACCAUUGCCAAGUCGGAUCUGCUCCAGUGUCUCCAGUACCAGUUUUAUCAGAUCCCGGGGACCUGCCUGCUCCCAGAGGUGACAGAGGAGGAUCAAGGAAGGAUCUGCGUGGUCAUUGACCUGGAUGAGACCCUUGUGCAUAGCUCCUUUAAGCCCAUCAACAACGCCGACUUCAUAGUGCCUGUGGAGAUCGAGGGGACCACCCACCAGGUGUAUGUGCUCAAGAGGCCUUACGUGGAUGAGUUCCUGCGACGAAUGGGGGAACUCUUUGAAUGUGUUCUCUUCACUGCCAGCCUGGCCAAGUAUGCCGACCCCGUGACGGAUCUGUUGGACAGGUGUGGGGUGUUCCGGGCCCGCCUGUUCCGUGAGUCCUGUGUGUUCCACCAGGGCUGCUACGUGAAGGACCUCAGCCGCCUGGGAAGGGACCUGAGGAAAACCCUCAUUCUGGACAACUCGCCUGCUUCCUACAUCUUCCACCCGGAGAAUGCAGUGCCCGUGCAGUCUUGGUUUGAUGACAUGGCAGACACUGAGUUGCUGAACCUGAUCCCAAUCUUUGAGGAGUUGAGCGGAGCAGAGGAUGUCUACACCAGCCUCGGGCAGCUGCGGGCCCCUUAGCCUCCCCUGCUCCCAAGCAACAGCCAUCCCAGUCGGGGACUUUCCUACACUGUGCCUUCACGAUCAGCCUGACGGAGUGGAAGCUGGAGCAUCUCACUCAGUGGGGCCUGGAAAUAGAAGUGACUGGAAAGAGCUUUAGGACAGGUUAGAUGCCGAGUGGCCAAUACCAGACCAAUGAUACCCAGAGCGGCCUGCUCCUUGAGUUGGGUUCCCAAGAUUGCGUGUGUGUGUGUGUCCUGCCUUGAACUGUGGCCCUGGGAUAUAAGUGUUUCAGGACAGGGGAGAAACUGAAAGAUCGAGACUCUCCCCAAGUUAGUCUGUUUCCUCUCCAGUCACCCUGAAAGCCCCUGAGCUCUUUGGGAUUAAGACUGUUGAAGGCUCCGUUGCCAAACCCAUGGCCUUCCCUCAGUGUUGUGAGGCUUAUGCCAAGGAGAAAGGAAGGGUCAGAGGCUACCUUUGGGUGCCUCAGGCACACACCUUUCUGAAACCUUUUUCCAGCCACCUGCUGCAGACAGAAAGACGACAUUUCUGGAAGAUGAAAGCUUGUUUCCAGAACCGGCAGCCCCAGUGGCCAUCAAGUUCUGUGGCCCAAGGGCUGCUCUUGCCUCCAGCAGAGUGCCUGGCAUGAGCUCCUUCUAUGUCUCCCCAAGGCUUGGACGCUCGGCCUGCCUUCCUCACCACCUAGCCAUAGUCUUGAACCUGUGGGGAAGGAGGUCUUCUCCCUGCCCUGGAAGAGAAACUGAUUUCCGUUCUUUUGACUCUGUUUUAAAAUUCUCUUUCUAAACUGGGAGUGUUGGGCCUGUUUUGUUUCUGACAAAGCUGCCGUCCUGGGCCUGAGAUGAAUGUGGGAGGCUCUGGGGGUACAGGGAAGAGGAAAGCCCCAAAUGUCUGUGUCCCCUUGGCUUGUAGAUCAGCUGAGCUCAGGACCGUGUCCCUAAGUCUGCUCUUCAGGGAUUCUCUGCUGGUGCUGGUGCCAG
Molecule: messenger RNA, 2322 nt
Organism: Ceratotherium simum simum (southern white rhinoceros)
Lineage: Eukaryota; Metazoa; Chordata; Mammalia; Perissodactyla; Rhinocerotidae
Gene: CTDSP2
Product: CTD small phosphatase 2
Molecular function (GO): RNA polymerase II CTD heptapeptide repeat phosphatase activity
Source: RefSeq, a predicted model, not a curated record